AUGCCGGGAGAGGAUGCUGAUGAUGGAAUGAGCGGCAAAACUGUGCCGGUAGAGAAAGCAGAAGCGAUGGAUUCGUCCGCCACAGAUGCGGACAUAGAUGCAGAAGCAGCAGCGAGGAUUGUUGUCGGGAUAGGGUACUUUGGCGCCAUUGAAUUUUCUACCCUGACAGCCAAGGACGUCCUUACGACGGAGUUCACAAGUCUACAGGGAGCUUAUGACUACUACAACGAAUAUGGUCGCAUCAAGGGAAUUUUGGUUAGGAGGUCCAAGAUAUUUGUAUGCUCGAGGGAAGGAGAGCGAGACGGGAAACACAUGCAGCGGGAAGAUAGGAAGAUGGAUCCUCAACCGAUCACGCGGUGCGGGUGUGAAGCCCGGAUUAAGGUCCACGUUGAUGAUGCCAUCAGGCGAUGGUUUGUUGAACAAUUAUGCGAUAACCAUAAUCAUCCCAUGCUGGAUGCGAGGUUCAAGGGUCUGUCGCAGUCACACAGAGCAGUCAAGGAAGGCGAUUUGCACCAAAUCAAUUCCAUGAGGAAAUCCGAGUUGUGGGUGCCGACGAUUUUUCGCGCCUUUGCGAAUCAGUCAGGAGGAUUCGAGACUGUUGGGUUCGAGAUAAAGGACAUAUAUAAUGCGAUAGAGAAGCAAAGGCGGGCUGGUGCGACAGAUGCUGAGAAGUACUCGUUGGAUGUUGGCAAGAGGCUGGAAAAUCUCUUCUGGUGCGAUGGUACAAGUUGUUAUGACUACAGCGUAUUCGGGGAUGUCCUGGGUUUUGAUGCAAUGUACGUUCAUAACAAAUACAAGUGCCCUUUGGUAAUAUUCUCAGGGGUAGACCAUCAUAUAAGGACGGUGGUGUUUGGCUGCGCCAUCUUGAGCAACGAGAGUGAAGGAAGCUAUGUGUGGUUGUUGCGGUCAUUUCUUGAGGCAAUGAAAGGAAAACAGCCGAAGUCUGUCAUCACGGACGGGGAUCUCACUAUAAAGAGUGCGGUUAGCACAGUUUUCCCCGGUGCACAUCACAGGCUGUGUAGCUAG
Messenger RNA from Arachis stenosperma, 1026 nucleotides. RefSeq names its product protein FAR1-RELATED SEQUENCE 5-like. Lineage: Eukaryota; Viridiplantae; Streptophyta; Magnoliopsida; Fabales; Fabaceae. The coding region runs from base 1 to 1026 and encodes 341 amino acids. The record is from RefSeq and is a predicted model, not a curated record. The transcript has 4 exons.